This is a messenger RNA of Odontomachus brunneus, 1224 nucleotides long. Its product is annotated as pancreatic triacylglycerol lipase-like. NCBI's taxonomy places the organism in Eukaryota, Metazoa, Arthropoda, Insecta, Hymenoptera, Formicidae. The coding region runs from base 119 to 1090 and encodes 323 amino acids. Gene Ontology annotation, biological process: lipid metabolic process. The transcript is spliced from 7 exons. The record is from RefSeq and is a predicted model, not a curated record. Gene Ontology annotation, molecular function: lipase activity.
GCGAGAUGAAUGACGGACUGGCCGGCGUUAAGCCAACGAGUUAAGUUAAAGUAGUAAUCCGGUGCAUCUCGCGGAGGCGACUGGUGUCGUGAAACAUCCUCAAGAGCAUCCUCGAGACAUGUCACUCAUCGAUCUUCUCGUAUUUCCGGCUAUCCUCCUCGCCUGGUCAGCGUGCGCGUAUCCAGAAGGUACGCUGCUAAACGACGAAGCGCAGGCGUUGCUCAUCGAGUCGGUGCUGCAACGUGAACCGGCGACAUUCAAAUUGUACACCAGGGAGAAUCCGUUCGGCGAGGAGCAAUUGUUCUUGAACGACACUGAGGUGCUAUACGCGUCGCACUUCAACGAGAGCAGACCAACUAAGUUUAUUGUGCAUGGAUUCAGCGAUACCGGCAAAGAGGCUUGGGUGCGAGGCCUGAUAGACGCCUAUCUGUCUUAUGAGGACGUGAACGUAAUAGUCGUCAGUUGGGGUAUUCUGGCAGCCGACGUGUAUCCGGCGGCGGCUAAGAAUACGCGCGUCGUCGGCGAGUUUUUGGCCCAUUUCCUGGAAUUCUUAAAUCGGGACUCGAACUUGGAGUACAAGGAUGUUCACAUUAGUGGUCACAGUCUGGGCUCCUACGUAGCGGGUUUCGCCGGAGCGUAUCUCGAUGGCCGUAUCGGCAGAAUAACAGGUCUGGAUCCGGCAAGUCCUUUGUUCGAGACCAUCUCCGGUAUCGUCGACCCGGAAUACCGAUUGGAUCCGACCGACGCUCAGUUCGUGGACGUGAUCCAUACGAGCGGUCCCGCGUUCGGAUUCUUGGCGCCAUUGGGACACGCGGAUUUUUACCCUAAUAACGGGAAAUUCCCUCAACCCGGAUGCUCCUACAUGCCGACGAUAACUUACUGUAGCCACUCACGAGCGCAUCAGCUCAUGACUGAAAGCAUUGGCAGUACGGUGGGCUUCAAGGCAAGGAUGUGUGACAGCUGGGAAAAAUACAAGAAAGGACAUUGCAAUAACAAUCCGAUCAUUCUAAUGGGCGAAUAUGCUUCUACAUCGUUACGCGGCAAGUUCUACUUGACGACCAACGACGCACCGCCCUUCGCGUUGAAGUGAUGCGCCUUGGACAUCGAUCUUGAUGGAUUUCGACUUGAGAAAAUUUGCGAACUCACAACGAUUACUAGCGCCGAUCGCGUAAUAAUCCGUACUAGUCAUUCGUAAAUUACUUUAUUUAUGAAACUCUCGAUUCC